Ictalurus punctatus (channel catfish) is the source of this 2315-nucleotide messenger RNA. RefSeq names its product centrosomal protein of 55 kDa. Bases 181 to 1203 code for a protein of 340 amino acids. The transcript is spliced from 7 exons. The record is from RefSeq and is a predicted model, not a curated record. Lineage: Eukaryota; Metazoa; Chordata; Actinopteri; Siluriformes; Ictaluridae. Gene Ontology annotation, biological process: mitotic cytokinesis; regulation of phosphatidylinositol 3-kinase/protein kinase B signal transduction.
UACCGGUCAGUGGCGAGGCUACAUCAGUCUUUCAGUCUCCACGACAAAGAACAAACCUCCUUCACAUCAACACAGACUUCUCCAGAAAAUCUGAAAGACUCGUGCAGUCCAGCCAGGAUACGCCAAAUUGUAGUGGACAUUUUACAACACUCGCAGACUCGUCCUCUGAAGGGAACAAUCAUGGGAUUUAAAGGAGCCAUGAAAACGUUUUCAAAGAAACUAGGAUUUAAAAGCAGUGGCUCAAAGGCUGUAGAAGCUGAACUUGAGAAAUUAAAGAAGGAAAAUGCCCAGCUGAGGAUGACUUUGGAGGACAUGUCGAAACAAAAUGGAAGGCUUUAUCCUGCAUGUCCUGAGUCAGAUGAAGCCAAGCUGCUGGAGGUUCCUUCAGAUGAGAUCGCCAUUCUCAAGGAGCAACUGCGAGAUGCUCAGGAAAAAAAUCAGAAAUGGAAAGUUUAUGACCAUGAGAGAGAGUCCUGUAUGCAGUGGAAUCUGGCCAGACGUAUAGAGCUCGAGCAGCAGUUAAACCAAGCCCAGCGAACACUAGAACAACAGCACGAAGAGACCAAAUCAGAAGGUCAGUCACCUGCCUCCAUGCAGCAGGAGAAGCAGCUGCAGGAGAGCCAGAGGGAGAUGGAGGAGGAACGCAAAAGGGCGAGCCGCCUACAGGUCGAGUUGGUGGAGCUGAAAGCCAAGUAUGAAAAGAAGAGCCGUGAGGUGGUGCGAGUCCAGGAGGAGCUGCAAGUGGAGCGUAGAAGUUGGAGACAAACUUUAGCUUUACGGCAUGAAGAUCAGAAAAGAAUGGCUGAUUUAGAGCAACAGGUCCAAUCGUCUGCUAGAGACUUUGAGAACGAGAAACAGGACCGACAAAGUCUACAGCACCUGCUCCACAAAGUGCUGAAGGAGCUUCGCAAGGCUAGAGACCAAAUCACACGCUUGGAGUCGGCAGAAAUCCACGUUCAUCAAAGUAUCACUUUUAAAAAAAAGAAACUGCAGCGAGAAACUCGGUUCUCUGAGCCAAGCUCAUGCACCAGGCUGGAUUUGAAUAAGACGACCAAUCAGGACCGUAUCCUGAACCCCACAUCUCCAUUAAAGAGCUCCAACACAUUGGAUGAGCGCUUUCUGGACUGUCCCAUCUGCAGCGCCUCAUACCCUGUCAGCCAGCACAGAAAGCUCCUUGAACACAUUGACUACUGCUUUAAUUAAGGGAUUGGGGCUUGAUAUUGCUUAUAUUUUCCAUUUUUCCUCUUUUUUAUGUCUUUUUAUAUUUUUGUAUUCCAAAUCAAAUUUCCACUGUUUUUUCAUUUAGUUUUGGAUUAAUCAAUGGUGUGCUUGAUCGGCUUUUGAGUAUUUGCAAAGGUACUGCCUUUACAUUAAUGUGGAGCAUAUUUAAAGUACAUUUUAACUUCUGGUCGUUCUGGUUGGGUAACUGUAAUGUGCCCAAGUGGCAAGUUUUCUUCCCUGGUAUUACCUCAAAGGUGUUGAAGUGGCACAGGAUAGACUCACUUUCAGUAAUCUGUCCUGAUGCUGGAAAUCAGAUCUGUCUUGAAUUAGACUGCAUGUGUGUAAAUCCUUGUAUUAGACCGAAUAAUGAAAACAAAGCAAACCAUCCAAAAUCACUGAGCAAACUCGUGGUCAAAAAACGGACAAAAGACAGACAGUCAGCAAACAGGACAAACUAGGUCAGGCCAUAAACACGGGAACUUUGGACAGAAACAGGAUCAAACGAGGAAUGACACACAAAGAGAAAACACGGCUUGGUAAUGUCAGAACACAUGUUAAGCUGAGCUUAUACUUUGCAAAGAAUGAAUGAAUAAAGGUCUCUUUUAAAGGGUGCUUGUUUGGUGAUUCAUUUGGGGUGAAUUCUCCCAUCUUGUGCCCAGUGUUACGUUUCAUACAGUUGAUUGAGACCCUGACUAGGAUAAAGCAGUAAAUAAAGAUCAAUGAAUGAUGAAUGAUCAACGUUUUAGUGACUGUAAGGUCUUUCCUCUAAAUUCCACUGCAGUGGAAAAACAUGCUGCUGAGGAUGAGAAGAAGCUUUUAGUUACAGUAGUACUGUGUACUGCAUGAAUCCUAAGUGCACACCAAACAGCUUUCAAAAUGACUUCUGUACCAAUCACAGUACAGUUCUUUUAUGUUACAGUAGUGCAGACAGAACAAAUGGCACUUAAUCAAAAGGAUAUUGUUAGUAAAAGUUAGAAAAAAAAAUCUGUUUACACAUCAAUACACUAUAUGGUCAAAAGUAUGUGGACACCUGACCAUCACACCCAUAUGGCCUUCCCCAAACUGUAGCCACAAAGUUGGAAGCACACAGCUGU